Messenger RNA from Tricharina praecox, 564 nucleotides. RefSeq lists its product as uncharacterized. The annotation marks the transcript as partial. The transcript has a single exon. Gene Ontology annotation, cellular component: nuclear body; RecQ family helicase-topoisomerase III complex. Gene Ontology annotation, biological process: resolution of meiotic recombination intermediates; double-strand break repair via homologous recombination. The record is from RefSeq and is a predicted model, not a curated record. Lineage: Eukaryota; Fungi; Ascomycota; Pezizomycetes; Pezizales; Pyronemataceae.
AAGGCCCUAGUGCAAUCCCUCAAAUUCCGCCUGUUAGCAUCCGACAUCACGCUGUCCCUCCAGCCCUACGCGAACCUAUGUCUCCCACCGACGCUUCCCGCAAAAGCGCCCGUAUCCAGCACCCUCCCUAAUGACGGCAUCAUCGUCCAGAUGCUGGACAUCCACGACAUCAGCUCCUCCCGUAGCGAUGCUCUGGACCGCCUGGAGAUGGCGGAGCGCGGCGAGGUAAUGCGCGGGCGCGAGGUCAUCCGUGUCGUCCCCGGGGAAGAUAAUACCGCCAACGAUACUGGCUCGGGUGAGGCACGCGCGGGAACGAGGAGUAUGCACAAACUACUGCUGGAAGACGCGGCAGGCAGGAGGGUGUGGGGAUUUGAGCUGGAGCCUGUGGUCGGUGUGAAAGUGGGGAUGAAUAUUGGUGCGAAGAUGCUGCUGAGGGGGUGUACGGUUGCGAGGGGCGUCGUGCUGUUGACCGCAGCUACGGCAACGGUGCUGGGGGGAAAAGUGGAGGCCAUGCAGGCUGCUUGGAUGGAGGGCAGGAAGAGGGCUCUAAGGGAGGCGGUAGAG